Molecule: messenger RNA, 5432 nt
Organism: Choloepus didactylus (southern two-toed sloth)
Lineage: Eukaryota; Metazoa; Chordata; Mammalia; Pilosa; Megalonychidae
Gene: TRA2A
Product: transformer 2 alpha homolog
Exons: 8
Coding region: 4018-4563 (181 amino acids)
Biological process (GO): positive regulation of mRNA splicing, via spliceosome
Cellular component (GO): spliceosomal complex
Molecular function (GO): RNA binding
Source: RefSeq, a predicted model, not a curated record
ACAUCUGAGCAGCAAAGAGGUACUCAGGGGGAGACUCUUAGGCACCAUUAGAUGCAAGUUUAGACUCUCCUUUGUGGUAAUGAGCUUCAUAGGGGCAAGUCCCAUGCUCGUAGAUCUCAAAUUUUAUAGUGAAAAACAUUUUGGGAGAAUUUGUUUACAAGCUUAUACUCACAGACUUGAAUUCAUGUAAAUUUGGUGCUGUUACUUGGCAUAGCUUUGCCUUGGCUUAAUAUUGGAAUGGAUUACAGUGUAACUAUAGCAUUUAUAUUGGUUUAUGUGUUUAUUUUAAAGGGUAUUAAGUACUAAGCAUAUAUUGUUUUCGAAUUUUUUUAUUUCACCUGUGUAGUGUACUGGUAGCUGUACUAAAAGACACUACAGUUAUUUCUUGCUUUAGGAAUGGUUUGUGUUCUGCAACGAAGUUCACACAUAUAUAACACCCGUUUUCUGAAGAAUAAGAAAUAGUCGUUGUGGAAAACUAACACAGAAAAGGAAGGUGACUCUUAAGAUUGCUUUUAUUGUGUACACUAUUGUGCUUUUGUAGUAUUCAUUGUUAGUUAGCUCUCCACCCUUUUUAUUCUUUUUGGCUGUGUUCUUCAGCCACCAGCAAAGGUACCUUGAUAAUAAAGAGUAAUUAAAGAAGCAAAUAAACAAAAACCGUUCGAACAGAUUGUGCUUUGAGAGAAUUUUCUGUCUGGCUUCUGGUUUAUAAUAGGUAAAAUAGACAGGAGGCUUAUUUAAGAUUUCUGUUAAAAUUUGUGCUGUGAUUUGGUUGUCAUUAUCUCCUCAUUUCAACUAGGCAGGUGGUUGGAUCCAGGGACAGGUUACUGAGGAAUUUUACUAACGAGUUUUACAAGCAGAUUAAGUGAAGUCUAGUGAAACAGGACAGCAUUUAAUUUGUUUUCUAUUUUCAAUUUUGAUUCAGUUUACAAAUCCUGAAUCAUUUCAUGAAUUUAUUUGAAAAAAAGUUGAAAUUAUUUUUCAUAAUGAAGACAAGUAACAAAGUGGAAAUGGAUUAUCUAACAUUUGUCCAUAAAAGACUAUUGUAGCAUGGUUUUCUAAAGCACAGCUUAGUAAUGUAUUUAUUUGAUAACGUCUUUUGAGAAAUAAGUUACUUAAAAAUGUUAACUAUUAGUGUGAUUUUCUGUGUGAAGACUAUUAAACACCAGUUAUUACAAUGAGAUGCUAAGUUUUUGGUGUAUAGUAAAAAUAUUUCUGAAAUAUUUAAUGUUUAUUUUGUACUUUGUAGUUUGUUUUUAGGUUAGGUUUACUGAUGGUUAUUGAUUUACCUUUCUAGGUGAGUCAGAAUUGGGAAGUGAAGAGAAGUGUUCUCUGUGAAGAAAAUUAUGCAGAUUUAGAAUUCCCUGAGUUUCAAAAAGGGAAUGGCAGACAAUCUGUGUGUGAGGCAACAAAGGUUAGGUAAUUGGGCACCUUCAAUAAUAAAAAGUAAGGCUUCUAAAUAUGCUGAUGUCUUUGGAAAAGAUGCUUUGUCACCCAAUUAAAAGGAAAAUUGCGUUUUUUUCUAAUGACUUGCUACUCCAGAAUUGGGGUUUAAAAUUUAAAUUUUAAGAUGUUCUGAGUUAGUGUGUUUACAUUAAUUCUGGAAAAGUAAUUUUCAAUAACUAUUAAAGUUAUGUUGAUGAGGAGAGUCUUGAAAGUUUAAAAACUGCAGAUAUAUUUGGACCAUAAAAUUUUAUGUACUGAAGACAGAUUAUGUCACAUAAACAUUUUGAAUAAAUUUUGUGUUUAAAGUUAGAUUUUAGUUUAUAUCUUAGUAAAAUUAAUUAAUUAAAGGUUUAUGGUAUCUCAGAAAGCAAAGGCUGUGGUAAUGCUUUUGGAUAAUCUUCCAUCUACUGCUAUUCAGCAGCAGCUUAAAUGAAUGUUAAGCCAGAGAAUGUUUUACAGAAGCGUAAGCCAAAGAGGAAAAUGUCUUAUCAGUUUAAUGAACCAAUCAGUGAGGCUUAGUUACAAGCAAAUUAGCCAUUCUUUUUUUUUUUUAAGUGCUGAAUAUGCUGCUUUUACAGUGUUUAAAUGAAUGAAAAAGGCUAAAUUGCUAUCAUUCCUACUCCAGAAAUCUGUCCAGGAAUUUAGACGGUGUCUGGGAUGUGGUGAAAGAAUUAUUAUAAAGGUAGCUAGAUGGGAAAGGUUGGCAUUCAACAGAAAGCUAUUUAUAUAUUUCAUAUUUCAUCUGAAAAAAUAGGCCUAGAGAAUAACUUUUUUGACAUUAAACUUGAAGUAGAGGAAAACUUAGGUUAUCAAAAGAAAUGCAUCAUAGUUGUAUAACACAAAAGAAAAUUGGUGUGAAAUUGAAAUAAUUACACUGAUAAUCAAGGCUUAAAUGGACAAGGAAACCAAACUGUCCAUCCUAAUGUGUUCAGAAGUGCCUCAUAUCUGUCAAAUCACUUAAGCUAAAAUGUUUUGAUACAUAAUUAGUUAUAGAUAAUAUAUACUCUAUUACCAAUAAAUACUCAUUAGCCUGUGCAGACUAGUAUACUGUGAGUACAGAUUUAGCUUUAUAGUUAACUACAAUUAUUUGCAAAAUACAAAGGGUGACUUUUUUCCCCUUGUUAUAAAAUAAUCUUUGCUCUUUAAUCAUUUGCAUGGAAUUUUUUUUAAAUCACUUCUGAAUUAUUUGAUUUGGAAAGUUUUGAUUUACAUAGGAUAUCAGAAAGGGGAGCACAGUAUACAUAAGUGCAUAAAAUAUGCAAAAACUAUGAACAAAAGGUGAGAUCAAAGAUAAAGGCCAUCAUAUUAAUUUUGUAGCUUCUUCUAUGUUAUGACAUUUCGGGAUAACAUGGCAUUUUGAAAUGGCACCGUUGUAAAAAUACAUAAAUAUAUAGGGAAAUUGUAAGAAUUUCAUGCUUUUCCCUUUUUUUUUCAGUAUGCUGAUUUGCCUUAGAGCAUAUCUUUCUGGUGAACUCAGUGAGCAAAGAUAAUGUUCAAACAAAAUUGGAAGUGGACAUUAGUAAUUUACUGAUUUUUAAACUUAUUUGACCCGUAGCAUGUUUCCUAUCAUGAAUGUGUCAGUUUAGAUAGAUGUGUGCAAAUACUUUAGCCUGGGGUGCUUUAUUUUAAUAACUGUAUCUUGAUUUCUUAACAUGGCUUAGUGAAAGCUUAUUUUUACAUCACUAAGAAUAUUCAGGUUAUAAAAUAGUGGAAACGUAACACUCAGGUGGGGGGAGUUAACAAAUCAUGUUAGAUUUAUGUUUGAAUUAAUUUAUAUUAAAAUUGUUCACUUAGGAAUUAGAAUGAAACAUGAAAGGGGAGGAGGGUGAAGAGUAUGGUAAAAACAUUUAGAGAAAUUCAGUAAAUUCUCUUUAAUUAUUAGAAUCUAGACAUUUGAACAAUUUUAAAGAUUAUAAAAUUGUUUUUUUUUUUUUUUUAAUAAACUAGUUAUUUGCACUUUACCUGCUGGCUUUUCUAUUUGGUAGAUAACAUUCUGAACCCAGCAGAGUUUUGUAAUCCCCACGUGCUUAAAUAUACUAAAUGUUCUUUUUCCAUUAAGGUUAAUGUUCGUGAAGAAAUUGAAGAGUUUUUUCCAAGAAUGUGGAAGAUAAAUCAAGAUAAAAGAAGGCUAAUGAAAAGUAUUAAAGAUCAGAAAAUUAAAAUUGAAUGGGGGAAAAAAUUGAACAGAAGAUUGGUCAGAUAGAAGCACUUGAAUAUUUUUUUUUAAGGCUAUUUUGAAUUGUUUGAAUUGGGGAAGAAUACACGAAGUAUGAAAAAUGAAAAACUCAAUGAAGAAUGAAGAGAAGUAGAAAGCAAGAGUGAAGUAGAAUUAAAAGAAUCUGGAAGAAUGAAUGGGUCCUAGGUUAAGUAAAUGAGUCUCGCUCUCAGUCAAAAUCUCCAACGGGAACUCCUGCUCGUGUAAAAUCGGAGAGCAGGUCAGGAUCUCGUAGUCCAUCAAGGGUUUCCAAACACUCUGAAUCUCAUUCUCGAUCGAGAUCAAAAUCCAGGAGACGAUCUCGAAGUAGAUCAUACACACCAGAAUACCGGCGUCGAAGGAGCCGAAGUCAUUCUCCAAUGUCUAACCGGAGACGACAUACAGGGAGCAGGGCGAAUCCUGAUCCCAACACUUGUCUUGGAGUAUUUGGCCUCAGUUUAUACACAACAGAAAGAGAUCUUCGUGAAGUAUUUUCUCGAUAUGGACCUUUGAGUGGUGUCAAUGUGGUUUAUGAUCAGCGAACCGGGCGAUCACGAGGAUUUGCUUUUGUUUAUUUUGAGAGAAUAGAUGACUCAAAAGAGGCUAUGGAAAGGGCAAAUGGAAUGGAGCUGGACGGUAGAAGAAUUCGUGUGGAUUAUUCUAUCACCAAGAGAGCGCAUACACCUACACCAGGGAUCUACAUGGGCAGACCAACUCAUAGUGGUGGUGGUGGCGGAGGUGGAGGUGGUGGCGGAGGUGGAGGUGGCGGCAGGCGGCGAGACUCUUACUAUGAUAGAGGAUAUGAUCGAGGGUACGACAGAUAUGAAGACUAUGAUUACCGAUAUAGGAGAAGAUCACCUUCUCCUUAUUAUAGUCGAUACAGAUCACGAUCAAGGUCUCGUUCCUACAGCCCAAGACGCUAUUGAUAAACUGAAUGUUGGAGUUGGACGUGUUUCUUUCUCCCUCUUUCUCUCUCUCUCUCUCUGUUUUGUUUUGUUUUGUUUUUAAUUCUGGAUUUCUCCAAGCUUUUAAUCCUUGCUACUCUUUAAAAAGAACCCUUUAAAAAAAUCUUUGGUUUAUUUAGCAUCUACACUUUGUCAAUGGUAUUGAUGUUUUCCAGUCUUUUUAUUAUAUCUUGAGAAUUAAUUGUCAUUUUGAGUAAACAUCUUGAGUAAAAAAGGAAACCCAGUGUUAAUGCUUUGUAAAUGAUUUUUCAUUGCUUUUACAGAAAAUUAACUUGUAAUCAAAUGAGGAAAGAAUUUGACCCUUUUAAAGCUUCUUUUGUGCUAGACGUAUUAGAAAUCUGCAUUUACAACAAACUUUCCUUCUUUAACUUUCUUUUGGGUAUGAUAGUAACACACAAAAUAGUUCAGUCAUGUCAAGUUUGGGUGGCAUGAACAAAUAGUUGAGUGUAGAAAAGUUUGAAGCUAUUAUAGAAGAAAACACUUGGUCAUUUCUUUUGAAGAAUGGAAUUUUUGAACCCUAAAAUUAAGUCUUUGUUUUUUAGAGAUGAAAAGCUUGUGGACUCCUCCAUGUUAUGUUGUAUUUUAAAUACAUCUGUUAAACCUUACAAACUUAUAAAGUGUGAUUUUUGUGUUAAACUUCUUGAAGUUUAUUCCCUUAAUCAGUGAAGGACAACCCUUAUUUAUUAACUAGAGCAAUUUGUUUAAUUUGCUGUUAGAAAUUUUCAUAUUGGGACAGUGGUUAAGCAGACUAUUGUAUAUUAUAAAGUCCUUAGAAGAUAGGUGUGGGGAAAAGUAUUCUCCUUUCAAAUAAAAGUUAAUUUCUUUGAAAA